CGCGCGCGAUGCCACGGACUAUCCACAAACACCAACAGCUGCGUCGCAUCGCUAGCCAACACGUACGUACAGCGCGCACUUGCACCUAGAGCGCCAUGGCGAGUAGGGUUCAUCCACUCCUCGUCGCGUUCUUGGUGGUGCUCCUCGUCGGCACAUGCCAGGCAAGGCCGGCUCCGGGAAAGGCAGCGUCGUCGUCGUCAUCGGGAGUGGUGGACGGCAUCACGGCCAUCUACAACUUCGGGGACUCCAUCUCGGACACCGGCAACUACCUCCGAGAAGGAGCGGCCGCCGGCGCCAUGAUGGAGCACACCGUGGCGCCUCCCUACGGCGCGGCCAUCGGCGGCGCCACGGGGCGGUGCUCCGACGGGUACCUCAUGAUCGACUACCUCGCCAAGGACCUCGGGCUGCCGCUGCUCAACCCGUACCUCGACAAGGGCGCCGACUUCACCCACGGUGUCAACUUCGCCGUCACCGGCGCCACCGCCCUCGACGCGGCGGCCCUCGCGAGGAUCGGCGUCGCCGCGCCGCACACCAACAGCUCCCUGAGCGUCCAGCUCCAGUGGUUCAGGGACUUCAUGAGCGCCACCACCAAGUCGCCCGCCGAGGUGCGCGACAAGCUGGCGAGCUCGCUGGUGAUGGUGGGCGAGAUCGGCGGGAACGACUACAACUACGCCUUCGCCGCGAACCGGCCGCGGCCGGGAGGGCGCAGCGCCGCGGACGUCGGGCGCAUGGUGACCGGCGUGGUGGAGUCGGUGGUGCUCGUCCCGGAGGUGGUGCGGUCCGUGGUGGGCGCGGCGAGGGAGGUGCUCGAGAUGGGCGCGACGCGGGUGGUGAUCCCGGGCAACUUCCCGCUGGGUUGCGCGCCGAGCUACCUGGCGGCGGUGGACGAGACGGAGCGCGCGGCGUACGACGGGAACGGGUGCCUCGUGGGUCUCAACCUGUUCGCGCAGAUGCACAACGUGCUGCUGCAGCAGGGGAUCCGGGAGCUGAGGCGGUCGUACCCGGAGGCCACGGUCGCGUACGCCGACUACUUCGGCGCGUACGUGCGGAUGCUGGAGCGCGCGCGCGAGAUGGGGUUCGACGGCACGGCGCUGACCAACGCGUGCUGCGGCGCGGGCGGCGGCAAGUACAACUUCGAGAUGGAGCGGAUGUGCGGCGCGGGCGGGACGGCGGUGUGCGCGAGGCCCGAGGAGCGGAUCAGCUGGGAUGGCGUCCACCUGACGCAGCGCGCGUACAGCGUCAUGGCCGAGCUUCUGUACCACAAGGGCUUCGCGUCCCCUGCACCCGUCAAGUUCCCGCAUCAGUAGAGGCCAAUGUAGUACCGAAGAAUGAACAUUUCUUUGAGUUGGAAGUAUUUUUUUUCUGAGUUUAGUAGUAUUACGAUGGAUUGUACACAAUGUAUGAGAAUUGGGGUUAUAUUAAUCGCAUGGAUUGUUAUUGUCUUAUGCAAUGUAACAUGAUAGUUUAUUGCCACAAUGUACUACUGAAGAAUGAACACUUCAGCUGUUA
Oryza sativa Japonica Group (Japanese rice) is the source of this 1509-nucleotide messenger RNA. RefSeq names its product GDSL esterase/lipase At5g03980. Lineage: Eukaryota; Viridiplantae; Streptophyta; Magnoliopsida; Poales; Poaceae. The record is from RefSeq and is a predicted model, not a curated record. Gene Ontology annotation, molecular function: hydrolase activity, acting on ester bonds.